AGCUCCCACCGCAGCACUGGACUCUCCACGCACGCACCCACCCACCUCCCUGAGUCCACCGCCCCUCCUAUCUCCCUUUUCUUUUCUCCCUCCUCCUUCCUUCCUCGCUGAGCUCAGCGGCGGCGGCAGCGGCGGCAGGAGGAUCCCGACGCUCCUGCCACGUACACCAAGCAGGGUUUUGCGGGGCGGCCCGCGCGGCGCGGGUUCAGGAGGGACCCGCGAGGCGCGCGAUCUCAGGUGGCGGCAGCAGCAGCAGCCUGCACGCACGCACUCCCGGACGCACCCGGAUCCUGCUUCGUGUCCCGGGGACCCCCAGCCCCCGCACGCACGGCCGAGCUCAGCGUACAAUAGCGGCAGCCGCGGCGCGGCUUGGAGGCCGAGUGCCCGCCAUGGGGAAGGCGGCGAGGAAGGCAGGCGACUGCAAGCGCUUCUUGAAGAAUAACUGGUUGCUCCUCUCCACGGUGGCCGCGGUGGUGCUAGGGAUUUUUGUGGGAGUCUUUGUUCGAGAAUACAGCAAGCUUUCUAAUCUGGAGAAAGUCUACUUUGCUUUUCCUGGAGAAAUUCUAAUGAGGAUGCUGAAACUCAUCAUUUUGCCAUUAAUUAUAUCCAGCAUGAUUACAGGUGUUGCUGCGCUGGAUUCCAAUGUAUCUGGAAAGAUUGGUCUGCGUGCUGUCGUGUAUUAUUUCUGUACCACUGCCAUUGCUGUUAUUCUAGGUAUCGUGCUGGUAGUGAGCAUCAAGCCCGGUGUCACCCAGAAUGUGGCUGAAAUUGACAGGGUGGGCAGCACCCCCGAAGUCAGUACGGUGGAUGCCAUGUUAGACCUGAUCAGGAAUAUGUUCCCUGAGAACCUUGUCCAAGCCUGUUUUGCGCAGUACAAAACCAAGCGUGAAGAAGUGACGCCUCAGCUUGAAUCAGUUGUGAAUGCCACACAAGAGCCCGUCACACCUGUCACGGCAACUGCAGUUCCCAAGAAUGAAACAAAAGAAUACCAAAUAGUGGGCCUGUAUUCGGAUGGCAUAAAUGUCCUGGGCUUGAUUGUCUUUUGCCUCGUCUUUGGAAUUGUUAUUGGAAAAAUGGGAGAAAAAGGGCAGAUUCUGGUGGAUUUCUUUAAUGCUUUGAAUGAGGCAACCAUGAAAAUCGUCCAGAUCAUUAUGUGCUAUAUGCCACUUGGUAUUCUGUUCCUGAUUGCUGGGAAGAUCAUAGAAGUUGAAGACUGGGAAAUAUUCCGCAAGCUGGGCCUCUACAUGGCCACAGUCCUGACUGGGCUUGCAAUCCACUCCAUUGUCAUUCUCCCACUGAUAUAUUUCAUAGUCGUACGAAAGAACCCUUUCCAAUUCGCCUUGGGAAUGGCCCAGGCUCUCCUGACAGCCCUCAUGAUCUCUUCCAGUUCAGCAACACUGCCUGUCACCUUCCGUUGUGCUGAAGAAAAGAAUCACAUAGACAAGAGAAUCACUCGAUUUGUGCUACCUGUUGGUGCUACAAUCAACAUGGAUGGAACUGCACUUUAUGAAGCAGUGGCAGCUGUGUUUAUUGCACAGUUGAAUGACCUGGACUUGGGCAUUGGGCAGAUAAUCACCAUCAGUGUCACAGCCACAGCCGCCAGCAUAGGAGCUGCUGGCGUGCCCCAGGCUGGCCUGGUGACCAUGGUGAUCGUGCUGAGUGCCGUGGGCCUGCCCGCUGAGGACGUCACCCUGAUCGUUGCCGUGGACUGGUUCCUGGACCGGUUCAGGACCAUGGUGAAUGUCCUCGGAGAUGCAUUUGGUACUGGCAUUGUGGAGAAGCUAUCCAGGAAGGAGCUGGAGCAGACGGCUGUUUCAUCUGAAGAGAACAUCGUAAACCCUUUUGCAUUAGAAUCCACAGUACUGGAUAAUGAACACUCAAAGAACAAGAAGUCCUACAUCAACGGAGGCUUUGCCAUAGAUAAGUCUGACACCAUCUCGUUUACCGAGACCUCACAGUUCUAGAGCCCCCACCUUCAGAGGACUGGGGAUGAUGAAGCACGUCUCCAUGAGAGUUAUCUCAGCCAAUUAAAACAUUAAUUAAGGGAAAAAAACACUAAUGACCAACUAUACAUUUGAUUUGAUAUAUAGACAUUCAGAUUAUUUUCUAUAUUUGGAUUCACAGUUUUUGUUCUUUGGAUUUUGGGGCCUGGGGGGUGGGGUAGGAUGAAAGGAAAUCGAUGAAAAGGAAAGUUGUAUUUUCUGUUUUGGUUUUUUAAAAAUUCUAUGAGAGAAAGUUUGGAAGUAUAUGAAGUAACAGCUGUUGGAAUUAGGUAAUAGAUGUGGAAGAGAAAUUGCUUUCUCAUACACAAACCAGUGUUUGGGGUUUUAAAUAUAUAUAUACUUUAAUUGGUUACAGAUUUUUACUUCAGACUUUCUAUUGGCAUAGAUUUCCUUUAACUUCUCACAUUUUUAUAGAUUAUAAUGCAUCUAAACAACCCCCUAGCUAAUGUGCCAAAUUGUCCAUUUUGAACUCAUCUCUAGCCAAUUUCAAAGAAACUGCUUUGAAAGAAAACAGACAGGCACAGUUCUGCAAUAACAGUUUCAAGAUAGGCAGGGGCUUUGGUGGAAAGGGAGAAGGGUUCUUUUUUCCAUGUACUGUAUUGGGAUGCUGGUAACUCUCAACCCAGUGUUCAGUAUAGAGUGAGGUGUGUGUGUGUGUGUGUGUGUAUUUAUUUUUUACAUAUAAUUUUCCAGACAGAUCAGAAUUGAACUGUCAAUGUGAAAUAAAGAGCCCUGAUUGUACUUGAAUAAUAACUAUCAGAACUCCUUUUUCAGGAGCACCAGAGUGAGAAGUCACAUUGUUUUGAUCAUUUCACAUAUGUGGAUCAGGCUGAAAGCAGAGAUGUAUUGUGAUACUCUGAGUUGGCAUAGCCAUUCAUGUAAAAUUUCCAGAUUCUAGCUGCUGAAAGGGACUCCCUAUCAGAACUCUAUAAUAUUAUAUACAAAGCUGUCACUCACCUAAGUUUGGAUGUGCUUUUGCCCAACUGGAAGGCUUCAUUCUUCCAAGGUCAGUUGUACACACUCAGAGCUGCCAUCCUUGACUGUCCUUGUGCUUUUGUACCCAUUAGGGCCCAAUUAACCAUGGCAAACUGCCAGCUAAGUUCUAGUUUGAUUUAGAUUCCAUGGGUUGAUCAGAAAAGAGAUGUCCCCACCCUGGAUUCUUACAGAGUAAAUCCCGAGACAUGAGAUACUUGUGGUUCAAGGGAACCACUUGUCUACUCCUCCAGGGAGGGUUGUUCUAACUGGUAAUCUUGGCUCUGCUCAUUAAAAUCCACUGCUUGUCAUUCUCCUGCUAAUUUAUGAAGACAGUUUAUUAAAGUCGGUGCUUUGGCUUCCAUCCUGUAAAUAAUGCUUAACAUAAACUUAUACUUACACCAAGAGUAGAAUAAUUGUGAUUCUCCAGUACUGAACAGCCAAUUUAAACCUGUGCUUUUAUAUUUAAGAAACCAGGAAGCUGAGCAUAAAAGGCUUGUCUAAUGUGCCGUUUGCGAAAGCCUGCAUUUGGAGUGGAAUUUUCUAAGUUUCCUUCAUUUGCAACAUGAAAGAAAAUGCCCAACAACAGAACUUCUGUGCCAAAGACAUUAGAAAAGUAAAUAAAUGAAUGCUCAGUCUUAACCACCUGUACCUUAAAUCUAGAGAAUGAUGGUGAUUGGAAUGUAAAUAUCCUAAAUACUGACCAGUGAUUCCAUGUGAAUUUUAAAGUGCAACUAAUAGUAUUGUUUAUAGGAAAUAAAUAUAAAUAUAAAUGAAGUUGAAUCAGUAAUUUAUCUUGGGCUGAAUGGUUCUAUCCCCUUAGCAAGUUGCUCUGGAUAGUGUCAUUUGAGUUAUUCAUGAACUGUAGGUCAUCCUUAUUUCAAAGUCUGUUUGUAACCAGCCUCUUAACACACUGUGCUGUUAACUCAUAAAAGAGAGCAAUGUUCCAUUUCAGACUCAAUAAACAUUUCCUUCAUUCUUU
This is a messenger RNA of Choloepus didactylus (southern two-toed sloth), 3957 nucleotides long. It is a transcript of the gene SLC1A1, whose product is annotated as solute carrier family 1 member 1. The coding region runs from base 390 to 1964 and encodes 524 amino acids. Gene Ontology annotation, biological process: L-glutamate transmembrane transport. The transcript has 12 exons. The record is from RefSeq and is a predicted model, not a curated record. Gene Ontology annotation, cellular component: plasma membrane. Lineage: Eukaryota; Metazoa; Chordata; Mammalia; Pilosa; Megalonychidae. Gene Ontology annotation, molecular function: glutamate:sodium symporter activity; L-cysteine transmembrane transporter activity; L-glutamate transmembrane transporter activity.